This is a messenger RNA of Miscanthus lutarioriparius, 2751 nucleotides long. NCBI's taxonomy places the organism in Eukaryota, Viridiplantae, Streptophyta, Magnoliopsida, Poales, Poaceae. The record is from the annotation of a GenBank genome assembly.
AUGCUCCAACUCGCCCCCACCCCGCGGCCGUCGCCGGCGGCCGCUGCACCGCCUGCACGGCGUAGGCCCCGACCGUCCACCUCCGCAUGCGUCUGCUGCUCGAGCGUGCACGAGCCGGAGAGGUCCCCGAGCCCGCGCCCGCGCCCGGGCGCGUCGCUGCCGCCGCUGCGGGAGGCGAAGCGGGUGGUGCUGGUGCGGCACGGGCAGAGCACGUGGAACGCGGAGGGCCGCAUCCAGGGGAGCUCCGACCUCUCCGCGCUCACGCCCAAGGGGGAGUCCCAGGCCGAGACCUCCCGCCAGAUGCUCCUCUCCGACUCCUUCGACGCCUGCUUCACCAGCCCGCUGGCGCGCUCCCGCCGCACCGCCGAGAUCAUCUGGCAGGGGCGUGACGACGACCUCAUCCCGGACUCCGACCUCCGCGAGAUUGAUCUCUACUCUUUCCAGGGACUGCUCAAGCAUGAAGGGAAGGAGAGGUACGGACUUCUCUACCGGCAGUGGCAGAAGAAUGCAGCCAACUUCAGCAUUGACGGCCACUACCCGGUGCAGGAGCUGUGGGGCCGUGCACAGAGCUGCUGGGAGCGGAUUUUAGCACACCAGGGCAAGUCUGUGCUUGUGGUUGCGCACAAUGCAGUGAAUCAGGCACUUGUUGCCACCUCUUUGGGACUUGGCGCAGAGUACUUUCGGAUUUUGCUCCAGAGCAAUUGCGGUGCCAGUGUGCUGGACUUCACCCCACAGACUAGUGGAGGUCCUCCUAAUGUUUGUCUUAACCGCUUAAAUCAGACCCCAAAUUCUCCUGUAUCUGGGGGAAGUUCUGCGGGAAGAAAGACAAGCAAGAGGAUCAUUCUGGCCUGUCAAGGGGCUACACAAAGCAGUUCUGAGAUUAGCUUAGGUGGCAUGGGAUAUGCACCGCUGAACAUGCUUGGGACUAUACAGUCUCAGAAGACUGCAGAACUACUUCUGGAUUUGAAAGUCAACAGCAUUAUCUGUAGCCCGCAAGUUGCAGCUGUUGAUACUGCAACUGUUAUAUGUGAGGUCCAAGAGGCUGCAGAUUGCUUAGGUGCUGAUUGUGUGCCUCGUUACGUAGAAACGAAAAGGUUGAUGGAACUUGAAAUUGAAGAUGCCUUUCAAGCAAAGCAGAAGAGUUUUGGGGAAAUAGUUCAAUCUGGUUGGUUGGGCGGCAUGGAAUACAAAUUACUGGAGCGACUGUGGUCUCAGUCCAAGGAUGCAUGGCAGGCACUGUUAAAUGAAUUACCAGAUGAUACAUCAGAACGUGUUCUUGUGGCCGUAGGCCAUCCUGCCAUUCACCUAGCUCUAAUCUGCCGGUGUCUUGAUUUGCCAAUGGAGUACAUGUCAUCUUUUCACCUGGACGAUGGCAGCAUCAGUGUGAUCGAUUUCCCAGAUGGGCCGAUAGGAAGAGGCAUCAUCAGAUGCACAAAUUACACAGCCCAUCUGGUUGGGAAAGCAAAAGAGCUCCAUGUCCUGCUGCACGCUCUGCACCCUGUGGAGCCUCUAAUGGAGUACUCAACGCCGCACCAGGUGUCCAGGUACCAGCAGCACGGUUACUCCGGCGAUGGCCUCUACACGGGCCGGCCAAGAAGCUCAGCCAGCGGUGAGUCCGACGACGACGCCCUCCUCUUCCUUGCCGCUCCGGCAGGCUGGCUCAUCCGGCUGCUCGCCUUCCUCGGGGAGCUCGUCGCGUCUGCCAUCCUCAGCCUGGUCUUCCCCGUCGCCGCUCUCGUCGGGGCGCUGCGCGCCCUCCCUGCGGCGGUCGCGCCCAGCCUCCGGCGCGCGGCGCGCGGCUUGCUCGCCGCGGCGUGCACCUUCGUUGCCCUUGUGGCCGCGCUGCUCGUGUCCGUGCUCCUCGGCUUCGUUCUUGUCCGGCACUGGGUCGAGGACCCGGUCACCGUGCGCCAGCAGCUCUUCUUCGACUACACGGAGGCGCAGCCCAGCGCCGCGGUGGUCCUUGGUGGUGGAGCUCGAGGCGCCGGCGCCGUGCUGCCGGCGGGUCACUCCGUCAGGGUGUCCAUGGCAUUGCUGUUUCCUGAUUCCUACCACAACCGUGAGGUUGGCAUGUUCCAGAUAAAAGCAGAGGCGGUCUCUGUAACUGGAAUCACCAUGGCAUCAGCUACACAGCCAUACAUGCUGAGGUACAAGAGCACCCAUGUCCGGCUGGCGCAGUCUGCGCUGCUGUGCGUGCCACUCACUCUGGGCAUACGCAGUGAGACCCAGGCCGCAAGUCUCAAGGUGUUGCAGUACAGGGAAGGCCAUGGCCGCCAUAGGAGAACAGGGGUUAUCAGAGUCUUGCUGCAGCCAAGAGCUGCGACGGUGCAGCUGCCCCAGGUGUACAGAGCAGAGGUUGUUGUGCAGACAGCUCUUCCGUGGUCCAAGAGCCUGGCACGCGGCUUGAAGUGGACACUCUGUGUGUGGGUGUCUUCCUCUGUGUACGUUGCGCUCAUUGUUCUUGCUGUUUGUUGGGCCCGGCCUCUCGUGGUGUCCGCGAGGAAUAGGAGGCUGUCUGAGAUUCAGGCCGAUGGAAAGAUGGCUUCUGGUUUGGGUUCUGGAGAUAUUGGUGAAAGCUCAAGCAAGGAGGUGUCUGAAGAUUUUGCAGUGAAGUGGAGGGAGAGAAGAAGCAAGCGGAAAGCACAGUUUCGAACGCGAUUACACGGAGGCAGCAUGGACCUUGAGUCCACUGAGGGUUCAACUUCUAGUGUUGCAGUGGUGGAGACAAGUGAGGCCAUGAAUGAUCCUUGA